GUUGCGCCACGCUCACGACUGGCACGACGGACACGCGGUCGUACGAUUGCCACGAUUGUUGUCGGUUUUAAUUGCAUCGAUGACGCACCAAAUCGCCUCGAAUUGAUUCAGAUCGGACUGUUUUUGUUUUAACUGAAAUGAAACUUGUGGCCUGCUUUGUGCCAUUGGUUACCUUGUUCAUUUACGUUGGCUGCGACAACUGGCAGGAAUGGUGGACAUACGAUGGAAUAUCAGGUCCCGGUUAUUGGGGACUCAUGAAUCCACAAUGGAACAUGUGUUCAAAGGGCAGGAGGCAGUCUCCAAUCAACGUCGAGCCAGACAAACUUCUAUAUGACCCUCUUCUAAGAUAUAUCCAUGUGGAUAAACAUAAAGUCAGCGGGAUGCUGCACAACACGGGCCAAUCACUUGUUUUCCGCGUGGACAAAGAGACAAAGCAGCACGUUAACAUCUCCGGCGGCCCCCUGGCGUACAGAUAUCAAUUCGAGGAGAUAUACAUACAUUACGGCACCGAGAACCAACAAGGAUCCGAACACCACAUCCACGGUUAUUCGUUUCCGGCCGAGAUCCAACUUUAUGGUUUUAACAAGGAAUUGUAUCACAACAUGACGGAAGCACAACAUAAGUCACAAGGAAUUGUAGCGAUAUCACUGAUGGUUCAGAUUGGAGACACGCCAAAUCCGGAAUUAAGGAUUAUAACGAGCGUGUUCAACAAAGUUCAAUACAAAGGAGCUGCGACUCCGAUAAAACAUCUGUCGUUGCGCAGCAUGCUGCCAGACACAGAUCACUUCAUGACGUAUGAAGGUUCGACGACGCAUCCGGGCUGCUGGGAGACAACCGUUUGGAUCAUACUUAAUAAGCCCAUUUAUAUUACCAAACACGAGUUGUACCAAUUGAGAAAAUUAAUGCAAGGUUCUGAGGAGGCACCUAAGGCUCCCCUGGGAAAUAACGCCAGGCCCGUUCAGCCCCUGCACCAGCGGACUAUUCGGACAAAUAUUAACUUCAGAAACUUGGAGGGUAGCAACUGUCCCUCCAUGCAAAAGGAUAUGUACUACAGAGCUAACAAAUGGCCCACGACUUUGAAGGAGCAGCAUCCCUACCACAGUCUACACUCGCUCCAUUAAAAUGUAUAAUUUCCAUUUUACAUGAACCGCAUUCGUUUGUAAUCGAUUGCGAGUCUUCGCCAAAAAAAACAUUUAUUGUAAACUAAACUACUACCAUCCAUAAACAUCUGAAACAUGGUUAAGCAACAGAUUCCUUAAAAAAACAUGUAUGUAGAGUCAAUGUGUAUAUAAUUCAGCAAUAAUAUUAUAAGGCACUAUGAAUAUUGUAUAAAAAAUCAAAUUUACAAGUGUUGCUUCACUAUGCUAAUAUAAUACACCCAUCUACGGGGGCAUUAAAAAAAUUACAAGCUAGUUAAAAUUGUCUGUAAUUAGCUUUGACCGUUUAUAAAGUGUAAAAAAUGCUUAAAUUUUAAUAGAUGGUAAACGAACCCGUUGGUGAGUGUAAUUAUGUUGAUAACUUAGAAUAAAAUAUAUUUUGUUAGGGUUUUGUUAUAACAUUUUGUAACUAAUAUUCUUAAGAACUAACGAUGAACUGUUGAAACCGUUGUCAAAAUAUAUAAAAAAGACACAGCUUGUUUUUUAAUUGUCUAAUUGUAAAUACACAGCGAGGAUUGUUACGUUUAAGAAAUCAAAACGAGUUUAUAAGUGAAUGAUAUUUUUCUAACGCUUUCCUUUAAACCGUUUAAUUAACUAAUUUUUGGCAACGUUUCAACGAUCGCGCCAUUUUCUUAUGUGCUUCAAUCGUGUAAAUAUUAAAGAAAAACAAAAUCGAGAGUAUAGACACAUUUUUGUGAUACGAAUAUAUGCAAUAAUGACCAAAGAAAAAAAAAUUAUAAACAGUGUUAGUGCUAUUAUUGUAUCUCGGUUCUAUAGUGUUUGUAUAAAACGUCUUGGUGAAUACCUACAAUGGAUUUCGUUCUGAAUUUUAUGCUUUAGUCAAAUAUGUCCAUAAAUAACUUAUAUAUAAUCUAAUGUAAACAAAUAUAAAAUUAUUAUAGUUAA
Aethina tumida (small hive beetle) is the source of this 2063-nucleotide messenger RNA. RefSeq names its product carbonic anhydrase-related protein 10 (gene CARPA). The transcript has 10 exons. Bases 138 to 1121 code for a protein of 327 amino acids. Lineage: Eukaryota; Metazoa; Arthropoda; Insecta; Coleoptera; Nitidulidae. The record is from RefSeq and is a predicted model, not a curated record. Gene Ontology annotation, molecular function: zinc ion binding; carbonate dehydratase activity.